UGUCACUUUAACAAGUUGCUUUUUCAGAUAUUCAUUCUUUGUCUUGUGUCAGAUGCAGCUGAAAUGCUUAUUAUUGAAAAGCUUAGCUCACUGAGUCUCAUUCAUUGAUGGCGACUCCAGUUUGAGAUGCCAACUCGAGUCACAUGUAAGACUCAAAAAGAAACGAUUUUAGAUUGUUGAUGAAGUUUUGUGGAAAUUAUAUCAAGAAAAGAACUUAAAUUCUUGCCCUCUUAUUUAAAAAUACAUCCACUGUAAUUGUGAACUCUGAUGUCAUUAUUGAUAUUUUUAUGACAUCUAAGGAAACCAAGCUUUAGCAAUGGACUUUACUUAAUAUUAGGUUACAAAUUAAGAAAGCAGUUUCAUUUAUCAGAGGGUUUCCAGAAACCCGUUGGAAGCCCAUUUGUUUCCAAUUGAAUUAUUUUGACAUGAGAACAGAGGACAUGUUUGCUGUAGGCCAAAUCCACCAAGUGUUAUGAUUUGGGGAUGGUUUGCUUCAACAGGACUUGCUGAGCUUACCUUCAUAUAAGCCACCAUAAAUUCUGCUGUGUGACAGAGCUUGAAGAAAAUGUAAGAGUAAAAAUGUUAAGCAGAUUCAGAACUGGAACCACCACGUACAAGUAAAUCCACUGAAGACUGCCUGGGAAUUGAAUGGGAAGUCCUGAUCAGAGUCAGACCCCAGGUGUUGGAGUCAUUGAGAGGCUUUGGGAUAUCACACUUUAAACUUAUAAACUUGGCAGAGAUGCCAACUGUUUUUCAAAGUGUGCUCCUGAAAAUAAAACUCUUACUUUUAGAGUCUAGACAGCUUUUCUUGAAUUCUUCUCUUUCCCCGUGUACCAAAAAUACUGUUUGGAUGCCACCCAGCACACCUAAUCUGUUCCCCACACCCACCCUCAACCUCUGAUGAUGGUCAUGAAUCACCAAAACAAAAACCGAUAUCAAAAGAAUCCAGAGGUCUUUCAACACAAGCGAUAAUGAACGUUGUGAAAAUACUCAGGGAGUUCAGGCAGAGCCCUUAAAUGGCACUUAACGAGAACCUCACACAUCACCCGCGAUCGUCACAUGGUCCCGAGAGUGUAAAUGUAACCCAACACUACACAAAUCUUUACAAGGGGAACACAUUCAUCUGUUCCACUCGAAAAUACACUGAAGGUCACCGGGUGUACAUUCCGCUUUGACGGGCAAAGAGACGGCGUCUUCUGUGGUUAAAUGGCUCCAUAGUUUUUGGGAGGAAGAGAUAAGGGAGUCAACAGGGAUGAGAAAUCUCACCCCCAGCCUUUGACCUACAGCCACUGAUUUAAGCUAAAUGUUUUUUCUCUUUAGAAGCUAAAAUACUGGAAGAAAGCAAUUAACCGUCCUGUUGGGUGUGGCCACUGAGUAGUUAAAUCAGUAGUCACUGUAAAGCAUUGUUUCACAACUUGUCUUUUUAAAGCAAGAAUAAAAAAUGAUGCUAUUGAAUUGAUGUCUCACCCUUUUUUUUGUUCUAAAGGAAAUGGCUGCCUAUAAGAUAACGGCCCUGCAGAAGGCCUUGGAUGACAGCGUGCCUGCAUCAGAACUUGAGAGAGCCAAUAAGCAGUACACUAAGCUAACAGUCAAAUACAGAGAUGUGCUCCAGAAGGACAGCCUACUUGUACAGAAAACAUCCAGCCUCCAACAUUUAGAGAGCGAGAACGAGUCUCUAUGGAAACAAAUCUCUGCCGUCAAUAAGGAACUGGAGAUCACGAAGGAGAAACUCAACACCCUGGAGCAAGCAUGGGAGACCGUCGGUUCAGUCGGCUCUGAAACCGGCCUGGCCGAGGGAGACAGGGCCUCGAUCAACAACGAGGCGAUAUCCGCUGCGAGGAGGAUCACGACUUUAGAGAUGAAGGAGCUGAAUGAGAGGCAGAGGGCCGAGCAUGCCCACAGGAUGUACGAACACAUGAGGAACUCCCUCAGACAGGUGGAGGAGCGCAACACAGAGCUGGAAUCCAAGUUCUUAGAGCUGACCAAGAUGAAUGCGGAGUCCCAGCGGGUCGAGCGGGAGCUAAGAGAUGAGCUGGCAGGCGCCAGCAGCAAAGCCGCCAGCGACGCCGACAAGGCCAGGAUCUCAGAGCUGGAGAAGGCCGAGGCCGAGCUGCGCCUCGAGGUCUCCAAGCUGCAAGAAGUCUCAGACGUGGCUUUGUCCCAGGUCUCUGCUCUGCAGGCCCAACACAAAUCCAAAGACAACGAAGUUGAGGCUUUCAGGAGACAAAUACUGGAAUACCAGUCACAGUCGGAUGAGAAGGCUCUGAUAGCAAAGCUCCACCAACACAUGGUGGCGCUGCAGCUCAGUGAGUCGACAGCUCUGGGGAAUCUGGAGGCCGCUGCCUCUCACAUCCAGCGGCUGGAGGCCAACAUGCUGCGCGCCGAGCAGCGGCUGGACGCCAGCGAGCGAGCGCUCUUCCUCGCCCGCCAGGAGGGCCGCCACCGCGCCACGCACCUCCGCCAGACCGUCCAGGCUCUGCGCAGGCAGUUCGCCGGGGCGCUGCCCCUCCGGCAGCAGGAGAAGUUCUCCCUGGCCAUGCUGAAGCUCCAGGAGGACCGAGCCAAAGCCCAGGAGGAGAGGAGGGCAGCUGAGGUGGAGAGGCGGAGGGCAGAUGGAAGAGCCCAGGAGCUGGAGGUGAGACUGCGAGGCCUGGAGGAGCUCAUCUCUACCCUGAAGGACGUGAAGGGUGCCCACAAGGUAAUGGAGUGGCACAAGAGGAUGGAGGAGGCCCGCCUCCAGGAGCUGAGGAAAGGGAGGGAGCUGGUGGUCCAGAAGGAGGAGAUCAGCUACCUUAAGAAGCUGGUGGAGGAGCAGGACCGCACAGUCCGCUCGCUGGAGGAGGACAUCGUCCAGCUCAACUCUCUUCAGGAAGAGCGUCAGCUGGCGUGGGACCAGCGGGAGGUGGAGCUGGAGCGCCAGCUGGACCGCUAUGAGAAGCAGCACACCGAGAUUCUCAACAACGCCGAGAAGGUUAAGGAAGGGGAAGGGCCGCUCCCAGACCCAGUGCUGCCUCUGGCUCAUCAGUUAGAGUUUGCUCUGGGUAAAAUCAAAGAGCAGGUUCGCACCAUCUUGGAGCUUCAGGGAACAUGCAAAAGUUUGGACAAGAAACUGAAAGAGAGCGAAGUGGCUUUGUUGAAAGCAGAGCAGAACGUCGUGUCGAGGGACAAGGUGAUCAACGAGCUGCGUCUCCGGCUCCCGGCGGCCGCCGACCGCGAGCGUCUGCUUGCCGACCUCAGAAAGAACGAAGAGGACCAGCCAAGCAGCCAGGCUGCCCUGAAGCUGGCGCACCAGACCAUCAAAGAUCUCCAAAGUCGACUCGACAAGAAAGAAGAUGUGCUGAAGAAAUACCAAAACCAGCUGGCUCAGGCCAGACAGGAUCAAGAGGAGAUGAUAAAAAGACAUCAGGAAGAGUUGAGAAUAUUACAUCAGAAGCUGGACUUGCACACAGACACCUCUCUGGAUCAGUUCAAACAGACAGCAUUGGAGUUGAUGAAGAAGCCCGCUAUCAGAGUGCUGACACCUAAACACCUGGAGCGCCUGGCUGAGUUGGAGCAGACGGUGGCUGAGCAGGAUGCUUCACUCAGCUCUGUCACAGAGAAGCUGAAGCUGACCGCAGCCGAGCUGGAGCAACACCGGAUCGCCAUGGAGACGCAGGCUAAGAAACACGCUGAGGAGACGGCAAAGUAAUCAGCCACCACUAACCGUUUUUACAGUGAGCUGUCAUGUGUUACACUUUUACAUAGAAAGAUGUUUUUCA
Messenger RNA from Poecilia latipinna (sailfin molly), 3758 nucleotides. Its product is annotated as centrosomal protein of 290 kDa-like. Gene Ontology annotation, cellular component: ciliary transition zone; centriolar satellite. Lineage: Eukaryota; Metazoa; Chordata; Actinopteri; Cyprinodontiformes; Poeciliidae. The coding region runs from base 1490 to 3688 and encodes 732 amino acids. The transcript is spliced from 12 exons. Gene Ontology annotation, biological process: ciliary transition zone assembly; camera-type eye development; kidney development. The record is from RefSeq and is a predicted model, not a curated record.